This is a messenger RNA of Mycetomoellerius zeteki, 1873 nucleotides long. RefSeq names its product retinoid-inducible serine carboxypeptidase. Gene Ontology annotation, biological process: proteolysis. Lineage: Eukaryota; Metazoa; Arthropoda; Insecta; Hymenoptera; Formicidae. The record is from RefSeq and is a predicted model, not a curated record. The transcript has 10 exons. Gene Ontology annotation, molecular function: serine-type carboxypeptidase activity. Bases 517 to 1713 code for a protein of 398 amino acids.
UCCCGCACAGCAUACUUUAUCCUGAGGAUAUUCCAUAUUGGCAAAGCGAUCUUACGGAUAUCCUAUUCAGAAUAUCCAAAGAAAAUAUCGUAAAACAUCGUAAGAUAUCACAAGAUAUCCUAUUAAUAUCUUAAGAUAUUCUACCAUAUUCAUAUCUCUCCAUCACCCAACACAGUUCUCCAAGAAAUGUCCUAAGGAUGCCCAAAGUACAACAAAGAUAACAAUCACAUAUAUACACACGCAUAUAUACUUGUGAUAUCUCAUGGAGUUCUUUGGAUAUCUCACGGAUGUCAUCUAAGACGUCCGUGGGAUCUCACAUAUGUGGACGCUUGUACAUCUCUGGAUGUCCGUUGGAUAUGAAACCAUCCACGGAUAUCAUAAAAUUAAUGCGAUAUUCUAAAAUGACUUCCAUUGGACAUGUCUAGGAUAAAGUGUGCUGUGUGGAACGUGUGAAGAAAAGGGUUCGGCCCUGGAGAACAAGAAUGGAAUUACGUUCAAGUGCGCCCCAACGCGAAUAUGUUCUGGUGGCUUUACUAUACUACGGCAAAGAUUAAUUCGUAUUACGACAAACCGUUACUCAUCUGGUUGCAAGGUGGACCAGGCGGAUCCUCAACAAGUUAUGGAAAUUUCGAAGAAUUGGGUCCCUUCGAUGUGAACCUGAAUCCGAGGAAUUAUACUUGGGUCAAGAAUUAUAAUGUUCUCUUCAUCGACAAUCCUGUUGGUACCGGAUACAGUUACGUUAAAAGCAAAUCGGCAUACACGCGGACAAACACGCAGAUCGCAAAGGACCUCGUGGAAUGUAUGCAAGGAUUCUAUAAAGAAUUACCGAAAUUCGAAGCUGUUCCGACGUAUAUCACAACUGAAUCGUAUGGCGGAAAAAUGGGCGUGGAGUUUGCGUUACUCUGGUAUCGAGCUCAGAAAGCUGGUACCAUCAAGAGUAAUCUAAAAGGAAUCGCACUCGGAGACUCUUGGAUCUCUCCUAUCGACUCCGUAAUGACAUGGGCACCAUUUUUGCUCAACACAGGUAUGGUGGACACAGAAGGUUUCAAAGAAAUUGAUGCUGCAGCACAAAAAGUAAAAAACAAUGUCGAGCUUGGCAAUUGGAGAAGUGCGACUAAAGAAUGGGCUAAUACAGAAAUGAUCGUUUUAAAGAAGACUGACAAUAUUGACUUUUACAAUAUUCUUGCAAAGCAGCCUCCGUUAUGGUUUUACGAUUAUCAAAAUUUUUCCUUACUUUACAAAUCUGUCAUGAUGUAUCUAAAUCUCAAUACAGAUGAGGCUUACUCACUCGAACAAUUGAUGAACGGUCCAGUAAAGAAAGCGCUUGAUAUAGAAUUCGUUCACGGCAGUCAAUCCUCUGACGUUUUUGAGUACUUAGCAGAAGAUUUUAUGAAACCUGUUACUCACAUAGUGGAAACGUUACUUAAUGAAACCGACUUGAACGUAUUUGUGUACAAUGGACACAUGGAUUUGAUUGUCGAUACACCAGGCACUCUUCACUGGGUCGAAAAACUGAAAUGGAAAAACGCUGACACCUGGAAAAAUUCAAAAAGGAACUCGCUAGUCGUUAAAUCCAUCAUUGAGGGCUAUUUCAAGGUUAAAGAUAACCUUAGGAUGUAUUGGGUCAACAGAGCCGGACAUAUGGUACCGAAGGACAACCCGGUAGCUCAGGAGAAAAUACUACAGGAUUUGACGAGCAAUGCAUACACGUGAAGAAAAGAGAAAUCUGAUCUGAUGUUUUCAUUUUAUACUUAAAUGAAUGUAAUUGAUAUAAUUGUAUUCAGUCCUUUCAAUAAAAUUUUUUAAUCAAAGAGUGAUAAUGCCUAUGAGAGCCGAACACAGGAUGUACGCGUGUAAUAAAUUUAUUCAAUAC